UCCCCAUUUUUUGACAGCUGCAUCCUUAAAACGAAAACAAGCAAAAGUCGCGCACGCAGGAAAAUUUUCUCCGGUGAAAAUCCGGAUCUGUUUCGGUUCCACCGCGAGUCCCUCACCGCUCGCACCAUGAACAUCUGCCGGGUGUGCAUGGACCAGGACGGGGACGACCUGAUGCCGAUCUUCUCGAAGCUGGAGGACGCGUUUAUUGCGAACAUCAUCGUGGAGUGCACCUCGAUACAGAUUCUGGAGGACGACGGGCUGCCGACGGUGAUUUGCGGGGCGUGCGUGGACGCGCUCAAGUACUUUAUCGGGUUCAUCAAGAAGGCGCGCGAGUCGGACCGGAAGCUGCGGAAGAUUUUCAAGCCGGAGGGGAGGGAGGGUGGGAAGGUGGGUGAGGGGGAUGGGGAUGGCGGGGAGGAUUGGAUGCCGGAGCUGCAGCUGGCGGCGGUUUUCGCGGACGACAUGGUCGAGGUGAAGGCCGAGCUGGACUCGGACGGGGAGCGGUUGACGGCGGAGGUGAUUCAUGAGGAUGAUGGUGGGGGUGGUGGGGAUAGUGAUUGGAAGGAGCAGGAAUCGGAGGAGGAGAAGCCGAAGAGGAGACGGGGUCGGAGGAAGAAGUUGGAAUCGGAGUCGGAGGACGGGAGUUCGGAGGAGGAGGUGGUGGUUAGAAGGGGGAGAAGAGGGAGGAAGAAGUCACGGGCGGAUGAUUUCGAGGAAGAUUCUGGAGGGGAGGACAUCUUGGACGAGAAGGAGUUGGCCAUUUACGAUGUGAUUGAGAAGGGGGAAGAUUCCUGGGUUUGCUGCGCGUGUUAUUUCAUCUUUGACAGUGAGGAGGAGGUCAAGGAGCACGGCGAGAAGGUCCACAGCAAGAAACGGAUCGUAAACUCGAGAAAGACCUUCGUCUGUAAGAUUUGCUUUCGGAGGUAUUCGACGGCGUACGCGCUCCGGAUUCAUCAGCGAAAGACCAAGGAGGCGAAUAAGGUUUACGCCUGUACCAAGUGUUCGGCCAGGUUCGUGGACCAGGACCGAUGGCGUCGUCGUUCGCACGCCCACAAUCAUCCGCGGGAUAAGGAAGCUUCCUCGUCGAAGGUCAUCGUGGCGCAGAUUCCCGAAAGGGUUCACGAAGAGUACGGCCGGAUAUGCUGCGCCCAGGCGUGCUACCAGUCGUUUGCGACGGACGAACUGCUUAUCGCCCACGCCCACACGGCCCACAAGGUCAACAAGGUCGAGCAAUCGCUGGACAACAAGGACAAGCCCGUUGAAUGUCCGGUUUGCUUCAAGCGAUUCAACGACGAAGUUGCACUGUCCAGGCAUCAAACGCGCAACUACAAACCGCUCAGCCAUCAAUGUUCCGUCUGCGGGUUGAAGGUCCGGGGCGGGGAGGCCCUCAUCACUCACGAACGGUCCCACCGGAACGAGAAACCCUUCGAGUGUGUCGAGUGCCGCAAGAACUUUUCCAGCAAGGGCAGCUUGAAGGCGCACAUGAUGGUCCACAGCGGGGAAAAACCAUUUGUCUGCUCCAUCUGCGGGUGGGGCUUCCGCCGGAAACGGAACCUGCAGGUGCACGUGCUGUCCCACUCGGACAACCAGCCGUUCCAGUGCGAAGUUUGCCAGAAGUCGUUCAAGGCGAAGGUUCAUCUCCAGUAUCAUAUGCGGACGCACACGGGUGAAAAGCCCUACCCUUGUCGCUACUGUGAAAAGGCAUUUGCGGAUCAUACCAAUCGACAGCGCCACGAAAUGUCCCACACCGGAAUCAAACCGUACAAAUGCAGCUACUGCGACAAAACGUUCAUCCGGAAGCGCUUCCAGGUCGACCACGAGAGCUCCCACACUGGCGUCAAGCCGUACCGCUGCGAGAUGUGCAACCGGACGUUCAGCCAAAAGUCCGCCCUCCGCCGUCACCUCGAUUCGCACCCGUUGGCGCCGGAGAAUGCCGUCGCGUUGGCCGCACCCUCGCCGAUGGCACCGCUGUCCCACCAUGGUUCCAUGUCCUCGCCACCGCCACCUCUAAUCAUGGGCGAGCCGGGACCCAGCAGUGCUGCGAUGGACUACUUUCAGCAUCCGCGCAAUUUGAGCAUCAACAUGCACCACGUGUUUGCUUACACCAAGCGUGUAACUUGGAACUGUCAACGGUUUCCAAAACAAAACACAAGUGUUCAAAAUUCUGCAGAUCUGAAAAAAAUGGAUCAACCCGGCGGUCCGCGACGUCCCAAGAUGUGCCGCGUUUGCCGUGCUCCGGACAACGACGAUCUCAUCACGGUGCAGCUGGUGCAGGAAGGCGUCUCCGUCGCCACCAUGUUUCUCGAGCUGACGGGAAUUCAGGUCACAGCGGACCGUAACCUACCCCAGAACGUGUGUCUCGCGUGUUUGGAGCGACUUCGCAGCGCACACCUGCUACGCCGCCAAUGUCUCGAAUCGGACCAGUUGCUGCGGGCUGAACUUCCGGUUCCCGCUACGAAGGAGGUUGAGGUUGAAACUGUGCCGAAGGUGUCGACACCACCACCUCAGUUAGACGCACCCACGGGGAUGUUCAAGCUGGAAAUCGAAACGCUCGAGAUUGAGUCGGAACCGGAAGAGGUUGUGGAGGAGGAGGAAAACGAGUUGAAGUUCAUCGUCGAGAGUGUGGACGAAGUGGAAGAGGAGGACGACCAAACGAUUGACAUUUUAACGGCGGAGGAGCAACCGGACGGGCAGGUCAAGCAAUCGGAUGUGAUGUAUUUGAACAGCUACGACGAGUCGGAUUACGAGAUUGUCUACCAGGGGGAACACUACGACCGGAUCAAGUUCAUCGUGGCGCGAUGCUGCGGUUGUUCGAGGCGGUUUCCAAACAAAACGGAACUGCUUGAGCAUGGUCAGGCGGUGCACAAGGCGCACAAUCAGAAGCCAGCGAAGCGAAACUUUCCCCACGAGUGUCCGGUUUGCUUCCGGCAGUUUACGAGCAAGCGUGCGGUUGGGGAUCAUCGCGACCAGAUCGACACGGACUGGUUCCACUGUCGGGAGUGUGACCUGCUGGUGCACAGCCAGCGACAAAUCGUGGGUCAUUUGGAGCGGGUUCAUGGCAUUACGGAGCUGGAGGGUGAGAGUGAAGAAGAUGGAGACGAGAAGGACGGUGCGGCGUUGACGCUGGCAGCGUUCGACCCGAGUCAGUACGAGCUGACGCGCACCGAGUUCGGGUUCGAUCUUGUGGAGUUUACCUGUUGGCGGUGCUGCGGAUGUUUGGCAAGUUUUGAGCUGCGGGAGGAUUUCGAGCAGCACUCGCGCGAGCAGCAUCUGCCGGAGCGAAGGGAGGAUGACGGAGAUCGGCCGUACGAGUGCAACAUUUGCUUUAGGAGGUUCGAGAAACGGGCGUCGUUGAUGAUUCACAAAAAUGGGCCGAAGAAGCGGCGCGUGGUUUGUCGGAUUUGCGAGGGGAUCUUCCGGGGGGAGACGACCUACCGGAAGCAUGCGAUGAAGGAGCACGGGAUGGUGAACGAUGGUGAAGACGUCGGAGAUGUCAGCAUGCAGGACGUGGAGUUUAUCGAGGAACCGCUGGAAGAGGAGGGUCAGGUUCAGGAGAUUAGCGAUGGCGAGGAGGAUGAUGAUGAUGAGGACGACGAAGAUCGGGAAGUGACGGGCAAGUACAGCAAGUACAACUCGAGCAAGCAGCGCAAGGAGAUGGGACGGGUGCCGUGGAAUCUGCUACGGACGGUUGAGGAGCUGGACGGGUACAACGUGGUGGAGAUCUUGAAGGAGCGUUGCUGCAACUGUUUGCAGUUUUUCGAUUCGGUUGAGGAACUUCACGAGCACACGCAAGUCCACCGGCAGGAAGCCCUAGCGGAAGCAGCUUGUUCCAGCAAACCGAUCAAGUACCAGUGCGAGUUCUGCUUGAAGAGCUUCGACCUGGCCCUGGUCUACGUGGUUCACAAGCGGAUUCGCGAACAGCGCCAGUUCUUCCAGUGUCGGUUGUGUGAUUUCGUGAUUGAUUCCGAGUCCCGGCUGAAGAACCACAUGCUGCACAACGAUCAGCACGCCAAGUUCUUCAACCUGAUCCGGGAGGACGUCAGCGAUCGGUACUACGCGGCCAGUCUGCCAGGCACGCGAUGUUGCGGCUGUGGUCAGUACUUUGACGGCGAGGACGCGCUGGAGGAACAUUCCCGGGCGAUGCACCCGAAAGAUCCGGCCAAGGAGAGUACGAAGCGAACGCAUAGUUGUAGGAUUUGCGGCAAGCGUUGUUAUAACCGCUCAGACGUGCUGAUUCACCAGAAAAAGAACGGAUCAACGAUGCGGUACUACUGUAAGCUGUGCGACUUUGAAACGGCCAACGAACCUCGGAUGUUGAAGCACCUAUACAGUUCGAUCCACAACGAAGCGUUCCCAGCGAUUGAGGUGAAGAAGAUCGAGAUUGGCUACAAAAAGGCCGGAGUUAUUCGGUACUGCUGCUUCGAAGGGUGUCAUCUCCCGUUCCACGACCACCAGAAGUUGUUUGACCACGUUGACGAGCUUCAUCUAGCGCAAAAGGUUCGCAACUUGGACGCGGUUGAUCAGCAAACCGGGAACCGACUACAGUGCGACUGUUGCCACCUGCACUUUCGAACGCUAACCCUGCUCAAGCAGCACCAAAGUGGCCACCAGCGACCGCUCAAAAGUUACGUCUGUUCCGUUUGUGGCCUCGCCAAACCAAGCAAAGCCGCCCUCGCCACCCACGAACUCCGUCACACCGGCGCGCGUCCCUACCCGUGCACCGUCUGCGACAAACGCUUCUCCUCGACGACCAUCCUGAACUCGCACAUGAAGUGCCACGCCCCGAAGCAGUACCAGUGUAUCGAAUGCGGAGAAAAGUUUGCCCGCAGCGAGAACCUCAAGCGCCACAUCCGGCACCGGCACGCCGAAGCCACCUUCUGCUGCAGCUACUGUCCGCACAAGUCCAAGACCCGCGAAGCGCUGAACCAGCACGAGCGUUCGCACACCAAAGAGAAACCCUUCGAGUGCCGCUCCGAGGGCUGUCAAAAGCGGUACGCCAGCAUCUGUGACCGGAGACGGCACGAAAUGGCCAGCCACACUGGCGAGAGACCCCACCAGUGUGACCACUGCACGGCUUCCUUUGUCCGCAAACGGCAACUUACGAUUCACGUUCGAAAGCACACCGGAGAGCGGCCCUUUGUGUGCUUAAAGUGUGGCAAAGGCUUCAUCGAUUCGGCACUGCUGAAGAAACACACCUGCUAGGGGGGACACUUCACACAGACGGUCUUGUUUAGAUUGAAGUAUCUUUUGCAUAUGCAGGGACAUUUCACACAGAC
Messenger RNA from Culex quinquefasciatus (southern house mosquito), 5276 nucleotides. RefSeq lists its product as uncharacterized. The record is from RefSeq and is a predicted model, not a curated record. Lineage: Eukaryota; Metazoa; Arthropoda; Insecta; Diptera; Culicidae. Gene Ontology annotation, cellular component: nucleus. The transcript is spliced from 6 exons. Bases 127 to 5202 code for a protein of 1691 amino acids. Gene Ontology annotation, molecular function: zinc ion binding.